AUGCCACGCCCAAACAAAGAUGAAUACAACCAGGCUAACGAUGAUACUAAAUGGAGCUACGCAACAGGAAGUUGCAACUGUGAAAUCGCUGCUUCUUCCCACGAAGUAGUAUGUCCAGCUACAGUACCUUCUACCGGAGGGGGCGGGGCAUUGCUAACAUGCACGGAUGAUUCCCAGUGUACCUUAACGGGAGAAAAAUGCUGCAACGUCACUAGUGGCUCCGGAAAAGUCUGCAUCAAAGCAGUGAGUCUGAAACAUCAUGAUGACGAGGAUUGUGAUAAAAAGUCACACAAGAAGGACAAAGAUGAUUGUCACAAAAGAAAACAUGGCAAGAAACUGGUUAUAAUCAUCGUGGCGGUCGUCGUUGUCGUCGUCGUUGCUAUCGUUGUUGGAUGUGUAAUCAGAGUGAAGUGUUUCAAAAAGAAGAUCAGCGAUUCCCAAAUAGACCUGCAUAGUGAGAAGAAUGAAAGCAAACUGGGCAAGGAUUACACCCCCACUGUAGUCAUCUCAGGGGGAGGAAAACUGAAGGAAGAGGGGUGGCUCUCUGUGGCCCCGACCCCUUACAUCAGCAGUCCUCCCCCCGUGUACACAAAGACAUAAUCCAUUUCUCCAAGGAACCACUCUGCCGAGUAUGGAAAAAAAAAACUCCGGCAGAUGUAGAGACUUUUUAGACAAAACCUUUUUUUUUUUCUCUUUAAAUUUUUUAAAAGAAUUUUUGUCAAAUAAUUUUCACUGUAAAUUACUUGCACUCAAUUUUUAUUUUAAAAGCCUUCAAUAAAGCUUUGAAUUUAUUUUUGAA
Saccostrea cuccullata (small rock oyster) is the source of this 799-nucleotide messenger RNA. RefSeq lists its product as uncharacterized. The record is from RefSeq and is a predicted model, not a curated record. The transcript has 5 exons. The coding region runs from base 1 to 600 and encodes 199 amino acids. NCBI's taxonomy places the organism in Eukaryota, Metazoa, Mollusca, Bivalvia, Ostreida, Ostreidae.